This is a messenger RNA of Symbiodinium sp. CCMP2592, 1377 nucleotides long. The record is from the annotation of a GenBank genome assembly. NCBI's taxonomy places the organism in Eukaryota, Dinophyceae, Suessiales, Symbiodiniaceae.
AUGGCUGUUUCGGACAGCCCGGCAGUCCAGCUGGACAAGUGGUUGGAAGAAGAGGCAGCAGCGAUGGGGUCAGCUGUCCGAGGUACAACUGGUGAGAACCAGGCAGAGCCAGUGCUGCAAGCAGGCACUGCCAGGCUUGACCCCUUUGCCGCCUUUGCCUGCCUUUCCCGAACCAUUGCCAUUGAACCAAGUUGGAGCCAGUUUCAGAGCGACCUCCACGAGGUCGAAAGGUUGCUUCGCAACGUUAUGGCGCGGGAAGCUUUUCGUGGCCAUUGCUUGCCAGAUGACAGAAGAGUGCUUGACUUGGAAGAGAACCUCCGUAUGUUCUGGGACAAGAACAAGUUCGUGCAGAACACACAGGGGAGGGAUAGCGACCAGGGUUUCUCGUUAGUGAUCGGUGUUCAGAAUUCAAUUGGUGUUCUCCGGAGCUCCAGUUUCUGGGGCUUGGUCAAAGUGACAGCGGAUCUUGGCUACUUGGCGGAGUUCCCAGGCCGUUGGUCUGAAGGAUGCAAAUGCUGUUCGGCACACCGUCUCGUGUAUGCUAGCUCUUCUCGCAGAGAGCGGCUCUUGCUGCCUACGCCGCCAGACUGCAUCUACCGUGGGUGCCGCUCAGCUGAGCUCGCAAGUGGUGAGUUCUGGGAAGCAAUGGAGAAUGUUGCCCGAGUGAUGGAGCCCAGACUGCUCUCGUACAUGCAUGAGUUCGAGGGAAGUGGGGGCAUGUCAACCAUCGUGGCCAAAGAUUGGCAGAGAAGCAUCGCUUAUAUCAUGAUGGGUGUUGAGCGGUUGGCUGCUGGCAAAGCAAUUGUCUCGCGCUUGCUUGACGAAGAGGAACCUGAUUCUGCGACAGCGUCCUUUGUGCACCGUGUGGCGGCACUGGGGCGGGUCAGUACUGUGGAAAGGAACAUGCUAGGCAUGCGCUCCGACGCCUGGCAUGACAAAUCUGUUUCGGAGGUGUUGGCUCUUGUCUACAGAGAUGACGUGCGCGUCAAGCACGCCAGCAAAGCUCGGCUGAAGGACGAGCUUUCUUCGAACACGCAGCUGCUGCAUGAUCCUGCAGGCCGUGUGGAACGUGUGGCGAUACAACUCCUGAACGAGAGCGAGACGUGCCAAGGGAAGUCUGCUUCGCAAACAGUGUUUGGCAUUGCGUGGCUGAAGAAGAUGAACAAGCGGUCGGAAGACGACCUGUCUGCCGCUGCAUUGCUCCGGGCGGUGUCCGACAUUGAGGUUUGGCGUGCAGAACCUCAGAUGCAAUAUAUCCUGCUCGACAAGGGCAAGAAGCUGAUGGCAGCGGAGGGGUGUGUGCUCCCUGGUUGCAAGUUACAGACACACAUGGUUGCUCGUUGCGAGUCCUACGGUACUGCGCUUUGCCACCCUUGA